AGAGGCAUCUAUCGAAAAGCGCGUCGAUGUCAGACUGACCCCUGUGAUGAGUGCGAGUACCAAGGUCAGUCCCACACAGUUGGGGACAGGUGGAGGUCCGACCAUUGCCACUUGUGUCAUUGUUUGCCCAACCUCUCGGUGCAGUGCUCUCCCUACUGCCCGUAUGCUGUUACCGGAUGCCCACAGGGCCAGAGUCUAGUUCCCGGAGAGGGUGACACAUGUUGUUACUGUCAAGCGAGCAAUAAAAGUUCCGCAGUGACACUCAGCCCCUCCCCUGUGACUUCCGAGCCAGGAAAGGACAUCGCUCCCUUGGUGCCCACCUACCCACUCCCCCCUGGCGAGGAGUGCUGGUUUCCUUUGGGCGUUCAGUUUCUACCGGCUUCCAGUUUCCAUGCCUCAUCUCAACAAACCGGUCAUCCCCCUGAGGCAGCUCGCCUUCAUGGCUGGGACCCCCACACAGACCUUCAGGGCUGGAGUCCAGAACCAGAAGAAUAUAAGGAUCUACCACAGCGCAGCCGCGAGGGGCACAGUAGCAACGCACAAAGCCCCUACAUACAGAUUGACCUACUGAAAGAAUACAACAUCACGGGGGUACUUACCCAAGGGGGUGGUGUGUUUGACACAUACGUUUCCAGCUUAUAUCUGCAGUUUAGCCGAGAUGCAAAACUGUGGUACAUCUACAAAGAGCUUGUGACUGACGCGCAGCCCAGAGCUAAGGUUUUUCAUGGUAAUCACAAUGAGGGAGGGGUUGCUGAGAUCAAAUUGGACCGGAUGGUGUCGGCUCAGUUUGUCCGCCUGCUACCACAUGAUUUCCAUAAUGGCAUCUAUCUUCGUCUUGAAAUUAUGGGAUGUGAACAUGGGUAUCGCUGGUCAACCGUACCCACACCGACUUGGACCGUCUCGCCAAUGGGUGGCUGCAGAGAAAAAGAACUCCAGUGCAAAAAUGGACGCUGUGUACCAGCCGGCCCGUCAGGAGUUAUCUGCGAUGGGGUCGAUGAUUGUGGUGACGGCUCGGAUGAGAUGUACUGUGGCACACAGACCUACCCGACAAGUCCUCGGAGCUGUCUGGGUGGUCAGUACUUAUGCCUUCCACCAGGGGGCUGUAUCGACACAGGAAAACGUUGCGAUGGGAUUCCUCACUGUCCCAGAGGAGAUGAUGAAAGUGAAUGUCACCUGCCUGAGAACGUCACGGCGCAGUCUGACAGACCAUACACACCCACCGCUGCCCCGAUCAGAACCCCUUCCAGGAUCCCUGCAAUAUCACCAACAGAUGGUGGCACUGGAUAUCGUGGCAUUUGCUCCUCUGCACUCGGACUGGAGGAUGGAAGCAUUCGUUAUGGUCAGCUGACCUCAUCCUCCUAUCGUGAAAACAACCCCGCUGAUGCCGGUCGAUUGAAUAUCAUUCCCAAUGUUCAAGUUAUGGAGCCUGGAUGGAGCCCCUUGCCUACAGACCUCCAACCGUACUUCCAGGUCGAUUUCCUAGAGCCCACGUGGGUUUCAGGGGUUGUGAUGCAAGGCAGUGAGCGCAUGUGGGGUUACCUCACGAAAUACAGAUUAGCCUUUGCCCUGCAUGGCAGCCUCUUCACCAACUAUACACAGGAUGGCAAGCCCGGUAGUCCUGCUAAGGUGUUCGAAGUACGGAUGGUGGGUCGGACCCCUGUGACCCGCUGGCUCGGUAGGCUUGUCCGGGCUCGCUACCUGCGCAUCAUUCCCGUGGAGUUCAGACACACAUUCAACCUACGUGUUGAGAUCCUCGGCUGCAGAGGAGAUGAGCUAGUGACGCCCAGCAGUGUUACCUCUCCCUCUGGUGGUAGGAAAAUUACACUGAAACACUGUCAACCAGGCCAGUUCGCCUGCCAGCAGCGUUGCUGGUCCUAUGAGUUUGCCUGUGCCACUGGUGGGCAGUGUGUGCCCCAAACUUGGCAUUGUGAUGGCGAGUCCGACUGUUUGGAUGGUAGUGAUGAGCAGCAGUGCCCUUCACUCUGCGGUCCUGGCCAAGUGCUCUGCCUGAGCGGCGACCAAUGCGUGCGUUACCAGCAACUGUGUGACGGCAACGCAGACUGCCGUGACGCAUCAGAUGAGAGCAUAGACAACUGCGGCUCAGUCCGGAUCCCCCCAUGUCCCGGCAGCUUCUCAUGUGACAAUCGCACCUGCGUGAACAUGUCAAGAGUGUGCAACGGUAUCCCUGACUGUCCGCGGGGUGAUGACGAGCUCCUGUGUGGUAAAUACGUCUCACCAGCGCCCCCUGGCGAUAGGAAUACCACCGUCUCCUGUCCCGAAUUCACCUGUCUGGAUGGAUCUUGUAUCAAUUUCAACAUGAUGUGCAAUGGUGUGGCAGACUGCCCAGACUCCUCACUGGCACCGCACGGGGGUCCGACUGAUGAGCAGGGUUGCCGAAGUUGGGGCUCCUGGGGUUCUUGGACCCCCUGCAGCACCACCUGUGGUACAGGCUCCAUGAGCCGGCGCAGAUCUUGUCCCGCGGGAGACAUAUUGCACCACUGUCGGGGUCAGGAGGUCCAGAAGCAGCAGUGCUUCAACACCACUUGCCCUGUGGAUGGUCGCUGGCUUCCAUGGGUGAGCUGGUCAAACUGUUCCAGCGAGUGUGGAGGAGUGCAGAUCCGACACAGAGACUGCAUCCUGCCUCAAAAUGGAGGACGAGAUUGCUUCCAGCUCCCAGGACCAUCCAACCUAAGCUUGGAAAUUAGGCCUUGUUCGGAGGAUGCCUGUUCCAGCAGCAGCUGUCCGACAGGCCUGGUGAGACACAACUGUUCCCCCUGCCCUGUGUCUUGCGCUCACAUCAGCAGUGGGACUACCUGCGAUCCCACAGCACCCUGCUUCUCAGGCUGCUGGUGUCCAGAGGGGCGGGUAAUGAGCCACACACAGCAAUGUGUGUUGCCAGAGGAGUGUGUGUGUGAGCUGGCAGGUGUGCGCUACAGGCCAGGACAGCAGAUGAAGGUGGACUGUGAGAUUUGUGUUUGUGAGAGAGGAAGACCUCGACGAUGCCAACCCAACCCGGACUGCUCUGUGCUCUCCCUACUGCCCGUAUGCUGUUACCGGAUGCCCACAGCGAGCAAUAAAAGUUCCGCAGUGACACUCAGCCCCUCCCCUGUGACUUCCGAGCCAGGAAAGGACAUCGCUCCCUUGGUGCCCACCUACCCACUCCCCCCUGGCGAGGAGUGCUGGUUUCCUUUGGGCGUUCAGUUUCUACCGGCUUCCAGUUUCCAUGCCUCAUCUCAACAAACCGGUCAUCCCCCUGAGGCAGCUCGCCUUCAUGGCUGGGACCCCCACACAGACCUUCAGGGCUGGAGUCCAGAACCAGAAGAAUAUAAGGAUCUACCACAGCGCAGCCGCGAGGGGCACAGUAGCAACGCACAAAGCCCCUACAUACAGAUUGACCUACUGAAAGAAUACAACAUCACGGCCCAGAGCUAA
Molecule: messenger RNA, 3432 nt
Organism: Hippocampus comes (tiger tail seahorse)
Lineage: Eukaryota; Metazoa; Chordata; Actinopteri; Syngnathiformes; Syngnathidae
Product: SCO-spondin-like
Exons: 28
Coding region: 772-3432 (886 amino acids)
Cellular component (GO): signaling receptor complex; plasma membrane
Molecular function (GO): low-density lipoprotein particle receptor activity; protein binding
Source: RefSeq, a predicted model, not a curated record